Messenger RNA from Xenia sp. Carnegie-2017, 764 nucleotides. RefSeq lists its product as uncharacterized. NCBI's taxonomy places the organism in Eukaryota, Metazoa, Cnidaria, Anthozoa, Malacalcyonacea, Xeniidae. The record is from RefSeq and is a predicted model, not a curated record. The coding region runs from base 63 to 764 and encodes 233 amino acids. Gene Ontology annotation, molecular function: zinc ion binding. The transcript is spliced from 3 exons.
GCGAUUUUCACCGCGAAAAAGCCUGGGGUGAAUGGUUAUCUAAAAGUAGUAAUGGUGUGAGUAUGUAUAAAGAUGAAGUGUUGAGGCACUUGCGAAACAUCGCCCAGAGUGAAAACCAAGCCACUCUUGAUGAGAACAUCCAGGCACUCAAAAAAAGCAGGCCAUGGAAGGAAUCAGUCCAACUACAAAACUAUUUUUUAGACUUUUGGGGUUUAUACUUAGAGAAAUGGGUUCGCUUUUUUCGAGAUGAACAUCUUCGUAUUGCAAUUUAUACAAACAAUGGUAUCGAAAGACAAAAUAACUGGCUCAAGCACUCAUAUCUCGAAAGUAGACGAAAUAACUCGGUGUCUGAUCUGGUUGACGUAAUAAUCAACCAUUUUUUACCUGAUAGUUACAAGAAAUACAAAGAGCAAAACAUUCGAUGUACGUCAUCAUAUCGAGGCUACGAUGAUCGUGUUCCAAAGUAUCUCCACGACCGACCCAGAGGUGUUGUUCAACAUAUCAUCAGUAGAAUCGACUCUGGCAUCCAGAUUUCAAACAUUAAAAAAGAGACUCCAAAGCUUUUCAUCGUACAAGGAGCAGAAUGCGCAUACCAAGUAAGGCUUGGCUCAGACGAAGAGUUACCAUCGUGUCAGUGUCUCGACUUUCGAACAAAGAAACUUCUCUGCAAGCACAUAUGCGCAGUUGUUCAACAGCCAGACAUAGGGUGGGAAUCAUUGGGCAGAAAAUUCGACAAGUACCCCUGUUUACUUUGGAUAAAGUGA